Molecule: messenger RNA, 1760 nt
Organism: Bursaphelenchus xylophilus (pine wood nematode)
Lineage: Eukaryota; Metazoa; Nematoda; Chromadorea; Rhabditida; Aphelenchoididae
Source: the annotation of a GenBank genome assembly
AUGCUCGGGUCUCCGAGCCAACGUUCCGCCGUGCCAAAUGGAUCGCCCGGAUUCUUUCAUCACGGCGGUUUCCCUCCACACAACCCCAAUCAACCUUCAUUUAGCCCGAUGAGUGGGCCCUUCAUGCAGCCAUCAUAUAUCCCAACCAAUCCAAAUUUGGCCCGAGUCCAUUCCAGCACCCCGUCCACACCGUCCACCCCUAUCAUGGGAGGGAAUCGAUCCCAACGUUGCGGCUCAUGCGACGGCUGCACCAGCAAGCAGUGCGGAAAGUGCACGUAUUGCUUAGACUCUCCUUUAUUUGGUGGUCCGGGUGUCAAAAAACAGAGCUGUAUUGAGCGGCGAUGCCACAGAGUGAUGGAGAAUAAAUUGCAGGUGAGAUUUUACAUUUUUUUGACGAUUUUUAGGUAACACACGGGUCAUGGAUAAUAUAAUUUUAAUGCAGUUUUGAUAGAUUUGACUGCAGUUUUAAUGAUUAUCACAUAGAAUAGAGUCUGUCCUUGCUACUGGGACCUAAUUCCUUAAUUUUACCCCAAAAAAUUUCUUGUUCUGGCGCUUUACAGAUUUUAGAUAAUACACUGAAGAAAUUAGUUAAAAUUUUUUGUAUUUUGACUACCUUGAUGUGAAAAAUAUUUCAAACAGCAAGUGCUGUCUGUUAUAUCGAUGUGUAUUAGCUAUUUUUAGUUUAUCUUCCUCAUCUACGUCAUAGAAUUCAUUUUUUUCGGAGUUGUCGGAAAUUUUAGAUAUUCAACUUGAGGAAAGCGGUUUCUUUCUGCGAUUUACUAUAGUGCUAAAUAAUAAUUUGUGAUGGAAAGGUGUUACUGACUGUUUUACGGCAGGUGUAAAAAAAAUUUCGGGGAUUUUCAGUUUAUAUUACCCAUGAAUAGCUAAAAUCUUGAUUGCCAGAAACGUUUUUCAAUCUCGUUGAUUUUCAGCGAGAAGCCGCCACAUUGAAGGUUCGCCGGGGAUGUGGAACCUGCCCCGAGUGUCAAGCUCCCGACUGUGACGUCUGCCUGCCGUGCCAGGACAGGAAGUUCUUCCAAUCCAGAUACCUUCCAGGAGCGUCAUGUUUGCGAAAGAGAUGUGGUGAUACAAUAUACAUCGACUCGACUAAGAACAAGGGCACCAAGAGGCCUAGUUCCAACUCGAGUGAAGAGCAGGACCACAAAAGAUCGAUGCACCAGCAGCAUGUGUUCGUUCCAAAUAGCCAGCCCGCCUAUUACGUUCAUGGGCCAUAUCCAGGACAGAAUGGACAGUAAGUAUUUGAACUUUGUUUUGUUUCGAAUUUUAGGACAUUGACUUUCGAUCAGGAUAAAAAACUAGGCGAAGAGGUUUUUCGGAUAAAAGAUGUUACCCUUCAAAGAUCAGGCUCUUUUUUGCAAUGUUCAUGAGGAGUAAUUGCAAUUAUUUUUUGUUUCAGCCCUCUACCUCCGCAAUUCCCUCAUCAAUACCCACCAGUGCAGUCCAAAGGCGAUAUCCGCAAUGAAAAUCAACCCGUUCCGUCAACGAUUUCUCAACCAUUGCCACUUCAAAUGCACCUUGGCCAGAACUCGCCAAGCUUCGCGCCACCGGGAUUUGCCCCAUUCACCGGUCAUCUCCCACCCCAACCGAUGUUCAAGCCCCAGCCGUACCCAUUCUUCAGUCUUCCGCAGCCGCUGGAGCCAACUAAAGUAGAAACGAUCGACCCACAGAAGCUGGACCUUGAUGAUGAAUAUGUGGCCCCGUCGUAUAAGGAGAAGGAUUAUGUCCUACAGCAACUCUGA